Molecule: messenger RNA, 587 nt
Organism: Vigna umbellata (rice bean)
Lineage: Eukaryota; Viridiplantae; Streptophyta; Magnoliopsida; Fabales; Fabaceae
Source: RefSeq, a predicted model, not a curated record
UCAUUUUUUGUUCUGCAAGGACACUGUACAAAAAACCAGUAUUGAUUUUUUUGUCCAUGAAGCAUGGAUCUACUGAAUCAUGUGAAGAUUAAGGAAUAACUUCAUUCCAUCCUUGAAAAGAUUGGUGUUGAAUCAACAUGAGCAAUAGAAAAGAUGAUGAUGAUGAGUCAAGUGAGAGAGGUAUAUUUCCACAUAUAGGGUAUCCAAGUGCACCUCCCUACCCUCCUCCAACUGGAUAUGCAGCACCAGGUUACCCUCCUCCAGGAGGGUACCCUCCAACAGCCUACCCUUCACCAGCAUAUCCACCACCACAAGGAGGGUAUCCUCAUCCUGGUCACUAUCCUUCAGAAUAUCCACCUGCAUAUCCACCAGCACCAGCACCAGCAUAUCCACCUCCUGGAGGGUAUCCACCUAAUGCUUAUCCUCAUUCAGGGUACUAUCCACCAGCUUACCCUGCUCCACAUGGUUAUCCACAAGCUAUGCCUCCAUAUUCUGCAGGUACACUUCAACAAUACUAUGGAGAUUAUAUAUGUUUGAAGUCUUGAAAAUAAUAACUUUUCCCUUCCCAUACACAAUAGUUUUGAGAU